AUGUCCAACCGCCACACGCCAUCUCCGUCGCCCUCGCCCCCGCGCGAUCAGCGUGCAGUAGGGGGUCGGGGGCGGAGACGCUCACCUUCUCCGUCCCAUGUGAUAUCAGGACCACCACCAGCAGGUGGGGAUAGCUGGUCUUCCUCGCCUGUUCAGGAGCGAUCAUCCCGGUUCGGAGCCCGUACUGAUCGCCUGCGUGAUCAAUCGCCUUCAGAGACCCGAAGCUGCAGCAGACCAGCUGCUCGCAGACGCUCCCGCUCCAGGUCUCUGUCAAGUUCUCGUUCAAGGUCAAGAUCGCGAGAUCGCGCGGGUGCGAAACAGCGUUUUGGCCGUCCUGGUGAUGACAAUGGCAGGCCGAGACGGCGCAGGUCCCUGUCGCGUUCACGUUCAAGAUCAUCAUCCAGAUCAGACUCGCAGUCGCGGUCGGAGCUGAGGCGGCAUUACGAGGAUGCAAAGGGCAAGGCAGCCCACGACGCCAAAAAGGAAAAUGCUGUGAAAACCACGGCCAUUUUUCUUGGGGCUAUUGCCGCCACGACUUUGGCAGUUCACAAAUUCUGGCCCAAGGGGUUCCCAUAUGGGCCCAAGGAAGAAUGGGAAACACGGGAAGUUCCCAAGCGUGUCCAAAAAGUAAAGGAAGAUCUGUUUGAAAAACGUGAGGAAGUGCACCAGAAAAUCGAGGACAUCACGCACGGCCGGCGGCCCAUGCUGGAGGGUCGGCCCCGACGAUCUGAUUCCACGGCAUCAGUUGGCUCUGGCAAUGGCCGGCGCUACGCAGAAUAUGAUCGUGAGCGGAUGUAUUACGAAGAUCGCAAGGGCAGAAGAUUUUUGCCGGCGGCUCGAGAUCGGGAAGGAAGACCAGGGCCCGAGCUGGAAGGUCGUCGCAUAGACCCUCAGCCCCGGCAUGAAAUGGUGUACCGACAUCAAGAGACACGCUACAGGGGUGACGAUGCUGCUCGUGCAGAUGCGGGAGCACGGCUAGUCGGUCGCUCAAGAGAGGAAGUAGAAAUCCACCAGCCACCCAUCCGGAGCAGCAGGCUCAUGCCUGAGGAUGCCAGUCAAUGGCCGCGGGAUAUGCCACGGCAGAAUGAUGCGAGACGAGUGUUGCAAGAAGACACUUCUUCUCGGUCUUCCUUGAAAUACGCGGAACCUGAGGUUCUCAACCCGCCGUCAACAGAGAUCAUUACGGAGCAUCGAGAAAUUGUUCGUGGUCGUGAUCCAUCGCCUGGUCGUGAUUAUGAGAGACCGCGAGACCGGACACCAAAACGCAAGGUCGUCGAAACUCGAGAGAUAAUUCGAGAGAAAGCAACCGCGCCCCCGUUGGAACAUCACAGGGAAUCAGAGCGAACUCGGGAACUUGAUCUGGAGCCAAAACCAAACAUGAUCACCGUAGAACGACACGAUACGAUUCGCCAGCGUGACGUUUCUUCUCGAGGCCACAAACCCGUAAGAGACGGUCAACCCAGGGAAACAAUUGUCGAGCAACAAGAGAUCGUCCGGAGACAAGCUCCCUCCCUCCAACGGGAACAUGAAGACAAACGAGAGCACAACAUGAUAAGCAAGAAAGUUGUCAGAGAGCGGCGCGAGGAACUAGGAGACCGGAGUUCAUCGCCACACUAUGAAUAUGAGCGAACCCGCGAACAACCGAGGGAGUUUUGUCAAGAGCACAGAGUGAUUCGCGAGCGAGGAAUCUCGCCGCCUCGCGACGGGGACAGACCUCGAGAAAGGCGAUCAAGUCAUGAAGCGCCAGAUCCCAUCGAGGAUGACUACUUAGAACCCCCACCACGUACGCGUCGUGGCUUGUCGCCCAUGCCACACUCAAGAAGGAGUGACAGGGAGCGAAUGAAGGAGCAAGAAGUUGCUUAUUACUGA
Molecule: messenger RNA, 1869 nt
Organism: Pyricularia pennisetigena
Lineage: Eukaryota; Fungi; Ascomycota; Sordariomycetes; Magnaporthales; Pyriculariaceae
Exons: 2
Coding region: 1-1869 (622 amino acids)
Source: RefSeq, a predicted model, not a curated record